Messenger RNA from Lymnaea stagnalis (great pond snail), 13957 nucleotides. NCBI's taxonomy places the organism in Eukaryota, Metazoa, Mollusca, Gastropoda, Lymnaeidae. The record is from the annotation of a GenBank genome assembly.
CUGCUGGCCAUAGAAACAGUGGCGACAUAUUUUUUCCGACAGGUGAUUGAUACACACAUUUAAGUUUAGAUAUUUAAAAACACUUUCACCAUGUCCGAGGUAAGAAUUUAAAUGCCUGGAACUUUUAAACUAUAAUUUAAUAUUUAAUCUAUCUCGUUAGUCGCUUGUAUAGUCAGUUUUGUCUUUGUUAUCAUUGAAUUUCAAAUCUACUUGUCAGUUUCAGUCUUCAUACUUCAUUAUUUUAUUAGUCAGCGAGUAGUUUAAUUCAAGUCCAACCACCUUUGGUUCCAAAGUUACAGAUUAAACAGGCACUUGCAUAAACUCUAAACAAUAUGUUUAUGAGUGGGAGACUGAAAUAAAAUCCUCACAUUUUCAUUGUUGAAGUGAAAACAUUAUUUUAAAACUAUAAACUAUAAUUUAUAAAAUAACUAUAAGUAUAAUAAUAAGUCUAAGUAAGUUAAGAUUGAGAUGAUAAACCAUUAAUCAUUAAACUUAAACAUAUCAUUAUUGGGAUAGGCAUUUGAUGAUAUGGAUGAUAGGGCUAAAAAACUAAAGCUUAACAUAAAAGUCAAAUAAAAAUAAAAUCAUUGUUCAUUGCCAUUGCCUUAAGCCUUAAUAAUUUAAAAAACAAUGCAAUUGUUAAAUUUGAAAUCAGAUAACCAUGUGAACCACUUUGCUAGGACUAACUUUGUGUUGUUAUUGUUUUUUAAAAUUAAUAUAAUCAUUGUGAACAGUAAUAACCUAGUAAUAAAUAAGUAAACAAAAUUAUCAGCCAUCACAACAAACAGGACUUUGUGUCUCUCAUAUAAGGUACUAUAAUAUAAUAAUAUGCGACCCUCUAUUUAUUUAACAUGAAUUUGAAAAAAAAAAUGUAUGAGUAUGUAUUAUUUAGUACUUCUUGACUUUCUAUACAUUUUGGCAGAUACCAUGUUUGAAUGUUUUUUACUUUUAUUUGUGUACAUGUUUUACUUCGGGAUGUUUGUUGAUUUGUUUACAAUUGCUUUUUAUUGUUAUAUAAAUAUAAUCAUAAAUAAAAGCUAUUGUCAUUCCGUUUUAUUGUUGUACAUAUAUUUAUGAUAAUAAAAAAAGCUAUUGUCACUGUAUUUCUGUUUACUUGUUGUAUACAGGGUAGCACAGAGGCUGAGGCAACUAAUUAAAUCACUUAGGGCCCUGCCCAUUUGGGGGCAGAUUUUUAAAUGGAAUUGUUAUGAAAAUUGUGGCGGCCCAAUAUUCAGAUUUGCUUGGGGCCCAAAUGUCCUCUGCACAACCCUUGUUGUAUAAAUAUAGUCAUAAAUAUUCUUGUUUUAUUACUGGAUAAUUUUGAUCAUCAAUGAAAGCUAUUGUCAUUGUAUUUCUGUUUUAUGUACAGGAAAAAAAAGACAAAGAGAAGCCACCCAUUGAUGACAGUGCAUUUGAGGCUUUAGAGAAAGAUUUCCAAGAGGUAAACAUUUGAUGUGGUAAUUUGUUACGCAUUUGACUUAAUAUUGAUCAGAAUUAUAAUAUAGACUUAUCACAUAAUUAUCUUACUAUGUGAACACAAAACUAAGACUCAUCGCUCAGAAUCAAAUGCAGCAUUAUAUUUUGGAGACUUUUGCUUGUCUCUUACUCACUUAUCCACUUAAUUUUAUUAAUUUUUUAAAUAUGCCAAGAGAUUUACUUUGAAGAUCAUGUAUAUAGCUUCAGGAUAUAAAACAAAAUAAAAUUGAUUAAUUCUAAUAUCAGAUGGUAUCUGAAAUUUAAAAAAAAUAUCCUCAAAGCUAAUGAUUCUGAUAUAACUGAUAAUAAUAUAAUUUUACCCUUUUUUAAUUAAACAGUUAACAAAAAAUACCAAUCGUCAGCAUCUCCACUUUCCUUUAUGCCUAUAUCUGUACUCUGGAAUUUUCUCAAGAUGUCUAUAAAAAAAACCUUCCAUUCAAAUAAGUGAAAUAAAUUUUUCAAAGAGUCUUUACAUUCUAGAUAAUUAUUUCCCUCCCCAAUGAAAAUGUUUAAAAAAAAAUCAAGCCUAAUACAUUUACUAAUCUGUUUUUUCAGGUUCUUGUUGAGCUCACAGGUGAUAGGAGUUUAGAAAAGUUCCGCCUAGAAUAUGAAAAGCUACACAAAGCCCUCAAGAAGUCUCACGAGAGUGAAAGACGACUUAUGCAAAAAUGCAGAGAGCUUAAUGCUGAAAUUGUUGCCAACUCUGCUAAGGUUGUCACAGCCCUUAAACUAUCCCAGGAAGACCAAGCCACCAUAGCAUCCCUUAAAAAAGUGAGCUGUAAAAAUACUUUUAAAUGUAAAAUGUUUAAAUGAUGAUUUUAAAUUAAUUUCAUUCCUUGAUUUCAAAUCUUUGAAUUCAUUAAUUUACAAAAAAAUUUGUUGUAUUUUUGUCAAAUAACGGGCAAGUCAAGUUUUUGUAUUUGUUUCUAUUCAAUAAUUAGAAUCAUUAUUACCUUGGCUAGGAUAUAUUUAAAAUAAUAAAAAUGACGUCUUAUUGUUACAGGAAGUAGAGAAAGCUUGGAAAAUGGUGGAUACUGCUCAUGAAAAAGAGUCCAAAUCAAAGGAAACAGCUCAACGUUUAAAAUCAGAGAUUGAACAGCUAAGUAAGCUUGUUGAACAGGGAGCAGGACUCACCAUUGGUCAGGAUCAUAGGUAUGAUAUUGUAUUAACAGUAUAAUUUUUAAAAAAUAUGGUUUUGUUCUAAUGACAGAGGUUGGAAUCACAAAUGACGCCAAGAUUUAAAAUGUUACAUAUUAAACUUAUUUUUUGAUACUUGGCAUGAAAACAUUCUUUGACAUUGGGCAGUUUCAUUUCAGCGAUACAUUUGUUGAUAAGAAAACUAAUUAUUGACCUUUCAACAGUGUCAAUGAACUCUUAAAGAUGAAGGAGGAGUUGACCAGAGAGAGGGAUGACCAGCUCAUGGAUAUCACCAAGCUCCGAGAACAGCUGACACAAGCAAAAAAUCUGCAGCAGAAGCUUGAGGCAGACAAAGCCGAUGCUGAAGAUAAGAUUAUCCAGGUUUGUCAUUGAAUGGUGUCAAGAAAAUAUCAGCUAUUCUUGCAAACAUAGAUUAAAAUGACCUUCAGUUAAGUUUUAUUUUAAAUUAACAUAUUAUUAACUUUCAAUUUGAAGCUGCAACAAGGUAAAAUCCUUUUGUUAAAUUAAUGGUCAGUGUGGGUUUAAUUUCAGCUAAACUCGGACAUUCAGAUGCGCAACAAUGAAGCCCAGCGUGAGUCUCGUAAGCGUGACAAAUUAGAGCGUGACCUGACCCAAGCCAAGGCUGAGCUGGAUGCCAAAAACUCUGAGAUUAAGAAAAUGCAGAAUCAGAUUGAGCACUACAAGGAGGAAAAGGAAACAUUAGACCAACAGCUCAAAGAGCAAAGGGUACACACUUUGGCUUGUCAUGUAUAAGUAACAAUGUCAUAGGAUAAUUUUUACAAAGGAAGGGCUAGUACAAAUAUCCCUGAUAAUAAUCUAAAAUCAGUGGAUCCAAUUUUGCGAGGAAAAUAAGGAGUGAGACCAGGAACAGAAUAUGGCUAAAUAUUUGGUGGAGAUAAGUUAAUGUAGAAAGAAAAUACAUUCUUCCAGCAAUAAAAAUCUUCAUGGAGGCCUUUUCUCAAUACUUAUAUUAUUUAGCUUAAAACUUCUAAAAAAUUGUUUUGUUUCAUUAAAAAGGGUAAACUAUUUUUUAUUGCUUUAAACUUUUAAACAGGUUUUAAGUGAGCGUACUCUUAAAGAUGCUGAAAUGCUGAAUGCACGGCUGAAUAAAGUGACUUCUGAAUAUGAGAGUCAGCUUGUGAUUGCUGACACUUUGGCUCAAGAGAAUCAAGCUCAAUCAACGAUAUUAAAGGUAAGCCAAUUCUUAACAGAAUAGGCAUUUAAAAUUAUCAGAAAUUGCUUCUUAUAGAAAAGUGCAGAUGUUUUAAAGUAUAAAUUAUACUUUAAAAAAACAAGUAUUGUUAAAAAUACAUUUAUUUUGGGCUUAGAAAAAAUAAAUUCAUAACAAUAGUAUUAAAUAUCCUGUCAAAUUUUUUUUCAAUAUUUGAAAAUGUGUUGGGUUAAACCUCAUUAUUAUAUUGAACUAUUUAUUUUGAAGAUUCUAUGUAUACUUAAUUUUAUCUGUUAUUUUUUAAAGAUUCUAUGUACACAUUUGUCUGUUAUCUUUGUUUUUUUUAAAAAUCACAGCAACGAGAGGAUGAGCUUAAUAACCAGAAGUCAGAGAGCCAGCGUCAAAACAAACUGAGAGACACCAUCCAGCGAAAGCUGAGGAGUGUUGAAGAAAGCAAAGCUGAAAUUGACCAACAGAAGGAGACACUGAAAGGGCAGAUAAAUGGCUUAGAAAGGGGCAAGUCAUUUUAAAGUUUUUGAGCAUUAGUAAUAAAAAUUAAAAAUUUUGAAAAAAUUUACAUGUACAAAAUUAUUUUGCUUUGAAAAUGUAUAAAGAACCUUUAUUUUUAUCUUCAGAACUUGAGGCAGCCAAAAAACAGGCUGAGCUUGACAAGAAAGCCAUAGACGACUUAAUCAGAGAAAGAGACAUAUUGAAUAAGGUUUGUUUUUAAUACUACUUGCAUUUUCUAUAGUUAAAAAAAAAUUCUGCCUGUAUAUAAUUAUAUUAUCUUUAAUUUAUUUCUCACCUUUCCCAUUUAAAAUGAUCUAUUUGUUACCUAGAAUCUGCUGAAAGCAGCUGGAGCCACACAAAAGCAGCUUCACCUCGUUAAGUUACAUGACCAGUCUAAGAAAAACUUGGAACAGGAAAUCUCCAACUACAAGGAGGAGGCCCAGAAGCAGCGAAAGAUUAUCUACCAGUUGGAGAAAGAGAGAGAUCGGUAUAUCAACGAGGCCAGUGACCUUACCCAGAAGGUAAAUGUUUUUUAUCAACUGGUAAAGCUAUAGCUGUAAGAGACUUAUCGAAAACGGAGAUGGCAUAUUUUUGUUAUUUUGCAAUAAAUUUCGUUAUAAUGAAGAAAUUAAUAUUUUUUAUUUGAAAAGAAAUAAUUGUUUAGAUUAAGUAAUUCAUAAAGCAGAGAAUUUGACAUGACAGAGUGACAAGGGAGUGAGUUUCAUGAAACUCAUGCAAAUUUUGAAAUUAAAAUUUUCUUCAGGUUCUUCAACACAUGGAAGAUGUAAAAGUUCGAGAGAUGCAGAUUUUUGACUACAAGAAGAAGAUUGCUGAGGCUGAAACUAAAUUGAAGCAACAGCAAAAUCUUUAUGAAGCUGUCCGCUCAGACAGAAACUUGUACAGCAAAAACUUAAUUGAAUCUCAGGUGAUUUUUCUACGUAGAAAUCUACUCACAAUAUAGUAUUUACUGAUAAACUCUUUAAAUCCAUAUUUUUGGAAAAAUACAUUAAUAAUGAAGGCAUAACAAAAGAUUACUCUUAUACUAAAACUUUUAAUUAUAAUAGCACUCAAACUGAGACUGUUAGCUGUAACACUCAAACAACAAUGAAAUAAUGAAAUACAAAAUUAAAAAAUUGUACCUUAGCUAAGUUAUUAAGUAUUUAAAGAGGCUGUUAACUCUUUCAAUGCGGAACAACGCACACUGCGUUCUUCCGCCGUUCUCAAAAGCACGGACCAACGUGCUGUGCGUUGUUUCAAUAUCACGUUUCUUUCUUUGCUAUUUCUCGGUUAAACUUUUUAAGCGCUAUUUUUAAAUAAGACUUUUACAUAGAAGAGUGGUACUUCAUUGUUUACAAUCGAAACCAAGGCUUAUUUAUUGUCAAUUGAAGCAUUAUUUUGAUGUUUUUCUUCGCGUCUUUUUUUUUUUUAAGUUGCUAUGGCUACCCUAGUCUCUAGUAGGUACGUUUCCUAGACGAUUAACAGUUAAAAAAGCUUUGAAAUUGUUUUAUAAUAUUUGUUUUGACAGCGAAGAUGAUUUAUAUUUAGAUGCAUCGCAUGAUUCCGAUGGUAGUAGUUUUAGAGGAAUUGAGUUAUAGAAUUGAGGAUAAGGUAUGCGUAUAUCGUUGGGUUUGGGGAAAAAUGGUUUAGCAUAAAAUAUUUUCACAUUUUAUGGUUCUUUCGUGUAACUUAUUUUUUUUUAAACUGUAGAAACUAGUGUACAAAUAUAUAGUCCUUUUAAUUACCUUUCAUUUGAUACUAAGUUUAGUCUUAUAAACCAAAGAAUAAUAUUUUUAAUAUUUAAAAAAAAAACCCAACCUCUCACUCUUUUUCCGCUCUUUGAAAAAAAUGUACAUUUUUUUGAUGAAAAAAUUCCGCAGCGAAAGAGUUAAUAAUAAUUGACUUUCACAUUACUGGAAGAAGAAAACUCCUAGAAGUUCUAAUUUUAUAUUUAAUGCAUUGACCCAUGCAAGGUCUCAAUAUUUAUCAGUCACUUAGUAAAACUUUACAGGUAUUUACAUGCAGGGUUGGCCCUACGGUUGCUGGCAUCUCAAGCAAGCUUAACUUUGGCAUCCCUUAAAAGUAUAAUCAUAAAAUUUGUGCAAGGAAAAAACUGGGGUUUUGGUUAUGAGUUUAUUAACAAAGAUGAACAAUAAAAUUAUUUUUUUAACUUUUAUUUGGACAGUAUGAACAAUUAGCCUACCAUGGGAAUUAUGGAAAUUAGCCUACGAUGGGAAGUAUGAACAAUUAGCCUACCAUGGGCAGUAUGUACAAUUAGCCUACCGAUUACUUUUUUCUUUCUAGCCUUUAGAUCAGCUAAUCUUUUUAUUGCACUUGCUAUUUUUCUUCCAUGGUUUCCACAUGCAUUGAUUUUUUCUAUUUUGGAAGAUCGUUGAUGGUGCACAUGGUGCCCCGGGCAACUGCCAAAGCUGCCAGUACCUUGAGCCGGCCCUGUUGACAUGCAUUAUUCUGUUUUAAGUAUAAAGUAUGUGGUUGACGAUAAAAAAAAGAUAAAAAUAUUGUAAACCGAUUUUGUUGAAUAGGAUGAGAUCACAGAAAUGAGACGCAAACUAAGGAUCAUGACACAUCAGAUUGACCAACUCAAGGAAGAAAUUCAGGCCAAGGAAGCCGCUCUGGUCAAAGAGACUUUGAUUAACCAACAAGUUGAAAAGGAGAAAGAUACGCUGAAGGUAUCAUAAUGAAAUAAUUUUUAGUUUGAAGCAUUCUUCUGUACUGUUGACUUUUAAAUGACUGAUAUUUUCUAUAAAUCUGUAUUUUUUCAAAAUGUUUUAUUCAUUAUUUUUUUUUAAAUUGCAUAAAUAAUAAAUAAGAUGCAUUUAAAAUAAAUUUUUGGAUAAAAAAAAAAUGUAGACCACUUUGCCUGUUUGGCCUUUGUUUGAUUUGCCUCUGAGUUCAUUUGAAUAAAUGUUGAAAAAUGCAUGCCACUAUGAUACCAAUUUUCAUUCUAUAACUUACUAAUAGGCUGAGUUACAAAAGAUGAAACAACUUGCCUUGGAGAACAAGAAUCACAUGGAGGCCCAGGUACAGGAGGAAAAAAAAUUACUUAUGAUCAUCAGAGAGGCUGAUGCUGAGAGGGUCAGACAGAAAAAAGAGCUCGACCAGGUGAGUAAAUGUUGGCCAGUUGCUGGAUGGUUAACAUUUAAUCAAAAUCAAAAUGAUAAUUGAUACUGGUAGUAAAACACCCCUUUCUUUUCUAUUUACAAAUUAAAAUUGAUAUUUUUAAAAUCAAAUCUGCUUCAAUGAAAUUACAAAAGUUACAACUAAUGAGAAAAAUAUUGUCACCAAAAAUAGUUUUAUAAUUCUUCACCAAUAGCAUCUCACCAAUAGCAUCUCACCAAUAGCAUCUAACCAAUAGCAUCUCACCAAUAGCAUCUCACCAAUAGCAUCUCACCAAUAGCAUCUCACCAAUAGCAUCUCACCAAUAGCAUCCCACCAAUAGCAUCUCACCAAUAGCAUCUCACCAAUAGCAUCUCACCAAUAGCAUCUCACCAAUAGCAUCUCACCAAUAGCAUCACCAAAAGCAUCUCACCAAUAGCAUCACCAAAAGCAUCUCACCAAUAGCAUCUCACCAAUAGCAUCUCACCAAUAGCAUCUCACCAAUAGCAUCACCAAAAGCAUCUCACCAAUAGCAUCUCACCAAUAGCAUCUCACCAAUAGCAUCUCACCAAUAGCAUCUCACCAAUAGCAUCUCACCAAUAGCAUCUCACCAAUAGCAUCACCAAACGCAUCUCACCAAUAGCAUGAACUUUUAAAAUGAUCUUACAUUUAAAACUCUUUUAUUUUUUUAUGUUAACAUGGCUGUAGCAAAGAUAAACUGGUUUUAAUUUUCAGUGAUGUUUUCAAAAUACGCAACUUAUUUUUUAUCAAAUCCUUGGAUUUAUAAAAUAAGAAACAAUGUUUGAGGUACAAUUUUGUAAAUAAAUCAAAUAGUUAUAAUAACUGUUACUAUAAGUUUUCUCAGUCUUCAGUUGUCACAUGUGUGUAAAUUUUCUCACAUUAGGUGAUUAGUGAGAGAGACAUCCUUGGCACACAACUUGUGAGGCGCAAUGAUGAGCUGGCUCUCUUGUAUGAAAAGAUUAAGAUUCAGCAGUCAGUGCUCAACAAGGGAGAGAUACAAUACAACCAACGAUGUGAAGAUAUUCGAAUUCUCAAGCUGGAGAUUAAGAAAAUGAGAAGAGAGAAAGUUAUUCUCCAGAAGAGUGUAGCUAAUGUCCAGGACCUGAGGUAACUGCCAGCUGUAGAGGGUUAAUAUAGGGCAACUCAACAGGAAGUUUCUAUUUAGAACUGUGGGGCAUAAAUGUGCUUGUAAUUUUACCCGAGUAUAACUAUUCCUAUUUUUGAUUUUUAAAAAAUGUGUUAUCUUUCUGAUCUGGCUAUUUUCAUUAAGUCCUCUAGCAAUGUCACGAAUCUUCAUACAUUUGUUUUAAUAUUCUGCUGCAUUUUCUGUUUCUCAGAGGCAGCAUGAUUUCUCAUUCCAAUACAUCUUAUUCUAUGUCAUGUCAUCUAAUACUUCUCAGUCAAUGUCAUGUAUUGUUUUGAAAGCAGUAUAUCUUUUUUUUACACAUAAAACAGAAAUCAAUAUACAGUCAUGCAAAUAUUCUUCAAUGAAAUUACAAACACUUACAGUUAAUGAAAAAGUAGAAGAUAAAUAAGUAAUUUGACAAAGCCCCCAACCCCCCUCCCCCCGACCCUGAUCCUAGAUGUUGUUGAGAUUGUAAAUGCAUAAGAAAAGAAAUUAUAAAACUAUUUUUGAUGACUGUUCAUUGUCUUAGAAAAACAGAUUUACAAUGCUGCAUUGGGUAGAUUGCAUUGUGUUGUAGGAUCAAUCGGUCAUGAUGGACUCAACUUUUAAUUUUUAUUUUCUCAGGAGGGAAGUCUAUCAUAUUCAACGGGAACUGCUAAGGGAGAGAACCAGGUGUAAAGCUUUGGAAGAAGAGUUAGAAAAUCCUAUGAAUAUUCAUCGAUGGAGGAAACUAGAGGUAGAUAAACUAUCUUAUGAAUUUUAUUUCCAAGAUAUAAAACAUUUCUUUAACAGAACUUUUAGCAAUCCAUUAAAAUAUUGCAUUUGACCGAGAUAAAACUACUUGAUGACAAACAAAUUUCUCAUCUAUUGGAAUGGAUGUAUCAUCUAUUGGUAUGGAUGUCUCAUCUAUUGGUAUGGAUGUAUCAUCUAUUGGAAUGGAUGUAUCAUCUAUUGGAAUGGAUGUAUCAUCUAUUGGAAUGGAUGUAUCAUCUAUUGGAAUGGAUGUAUCAUCUAUUGGUAUGGAUGUAUCAUCUAUUGGUAUGGAUGUAUCAUCUAUCGGUAUGGAUGUCUCAUCUAUUGGUAUGGAUGUCUCAUCUAUUGGAAUGGAUGUCAGCUAUCUCAUUGCAAUAAUAAUUCAUGAAAUAGAGUCUUGAAUAUUUGUGAAUUUUGGCAUCCAGAUAUUAAUUAACUCAAAUCAUAUUUUGUGAGCCAGCAAUAUGCAAUGUAAGUCAACAAUGGAAGGAAACAAUGUAAGUCAACAAUGGAAGGAAACAAUGACUAAAACACUUUGUAGAAGAAUAAAGACAACAAGGUUGAAAAAACCAUGACACAAAAUUAUUUAUUACAUGUAUGUCAUCAAUUUGGAGGACAGGGGGGCUGUGUCAGUAGGUGGGUCAACACCUAAACAUGACUUAUGUAUCAGAAAAUAAAUCAGUGCACAUCCAGGCACCUUGGGUAGAUGUGACUUGUCAUCCUUGGACUCUUACCCAUCUACUUGAAACCAAACUCUGACCACAAAUCUCUUCUGUUUUGUGGCUACACCCUUAUGGUUAAGGCUAAAGGAAGAAUGCCAGUUGAAGUGUCCAAAAUUACGUCGCAUAUUAAUGCCAAGCUGUGUUGGCCAGUUGAUGUUUCUGUGUGUCCACAGCCUUCAUAUUUUUGCCAGUGAGGUUAUACAGUGAUCAUUUUCUCCUUGAGGAGGACUGGUUCAAAAUUAAAUGUGUUAUAAAAAAUACAAUCCUUUUAAUCACAGGGAAUUCACCUGGCCACUAUUAACCAGGACAAAAAUAGUUUUGAUGUUUUUUUCACUAAUUAAUUCUUUUUAUAUCCACAGGGCAGUGACCCAUCCACUUAUGAGAUGAUCCAGAAGAUCCACACCCUGCAGAAGCGACUCAUCCAGAAGACAGAGGAAGUUGUGGAGAAGGAAUUAUUGAUACAGGAGAAAGAAAAACUUUACCUAGAACUCAAGCACAUCCUGGCACGUCAGCCAGGACCAGAGGUGGCCGAACAGCUGACCAUCUACCAGCAAACACUCAAAGAGAAAACUAAACAGAUGAAGGUCAGUGAAAUGUUCACCCAAUAGCAAUCUAACAGCAGGUUUGGUUUCAGACUAAAAUGAUAGAAAGGUCUGAAAUUCAUUUAUUCUCAUUGCCUAUAUUUGGCAAAACUAACUAAAAAAAAUAUUUAAAAAAGUAUAUAGAUGAUUCUCAUUUAGUUUUUGUAUGAACAGCAUACUCUCCAAUCCCUCUUCUCACACUUACCUUUUCUUUACUUGUUAUUUUCAGUCUAUUACAUAUGUAAAAAUUGCUUUCUAUUUCUCUGUGCAUCUCAAAUUCCACUUUAUUUGACAAAUUCUGACCUGUAAAUAUGAACCACUUAUGAUAAUCUUUUACUUGUUCAAUUCCAGGGCAUGGCAUCCGAGUUGAACAUGUAUGAAGCUCAAGUCUCAGAAUAUAAAUAUGAAAUAGAACGAAUCGCUCGUGAGCUUCAGGAAGUGAAAAAGAAGUAUUUUAUGCAAAAGAAGAAGGAACAACAGAAUAAGUAAGUUUUUGAAAGGAAAUUUAAUUUAGUGUGUAGAAAAAAUGAUAUUUUAACUGUAGGAUUUAAGGAGGAAUUAAUAGAUACUAUAGCUCAUUUCUUACUUUUAUCUUGACCAGUUAUUGUUGGUUAGAAAAUGUUAAAUGUAAAGGAAGGAUAUGUACACAAAUAGCAUGGCUUCGAUAUGUACACAAAUAGCACGGCUUCCAAACCAUCUUAAUACUGUAUGUGGAGUAAUGUAAUAAUGUUAUGAUUCUUAUUGGAAAUUCCUUAGUAAAAGCAAUAUGUGAUUAAUAAAGACUGUUAAUUAUAUUAUCUUGUAUUUUCUAGCCUUUAAGCCAUACUGUGCUCAUACUGUUCCCAACUCACUCAGUCUUGACCGCCCUGCACUAAAAUAUUUACAAUUAUUAAUAUUAUUAUUAAGGUUGUUUUAUAUAGCUCAGUACCCCAGCCUAGGGCAGGGCUCACUGCUCAGUACCCUAGCCUAGGGCAGGGCUCACUGCUCAGUACCCCAGCCUAGGGCAGGGCUCACUGCUCAGUACCCUAGCCUAGGGCAGGGCUCACUGCUCAGUACCCCAGCCUAGGGCAGGGCUCACUGCUCAGUACCCCAGCCUAGGGCAGGGCUCACUGCUCAGUACCCUAGCCUAGGGCAGGGCUCACUGUGCUACAAAUAAAAAUUAGCAGUUACAGAAAAUUAUACAUUUAAAAUUCCUUAUUUCUCAAUUCCUUAUCUCUCAAACGUGACCUCCCUGCACUAAAACAUUUACAACUCCUCAUCUCUCAGACUUGACCUUCCUGCACUAAAACAUUUACAACUCCUCAUCUCUCAGACUUGACCUCCCUGCACUAAAACAUUUACAACUCCUUAUCUCUCAGACUUGACCUCCCUGCACUAAAACAUUCACAACCCCUUAAGGUGCUCCUGACAUCAAUUAUUUGUGUUUUUCAGGGAGCGAGACAGAGUAUUAGUUCAAUCUGGCGGACCACCCAUCAUGUCACAAAGGACAGAUGCACCGCGGUUUACUGGCGGAGGAUUCAAUCUUAAAACAACCAAAUCAGCCGCAUAGACAAAUCAUUGUAACUAAACCAAGAGUCAUAGACACUGAAUUCUGCAAAAAUCAUGAGUCACGGAAACUGAAACCCGCAGAAACCAUGAGUCACAGACACUGAAACCCACAGAAACCAUGAGUCAAAGACACCGAAAACUGCAUUAGAUUCUGGUUGUUCAAAUAUGGCUAUGAACAUAUAAAUUAAUUCAUUAGACAGUUUUCGUAAAUCAGAAAAUGUAAAAAUUUGUAAUAUUUCAUACUUAAAACUUGAUGUAAUCCACUGAAAUGACAUUGUAGUGUUUAGGGCUAUGCUAUGAAUUUAUGAUCAUUCCGCAGUUUAUGUGAGUCGGAAGUUUAUGUGAGUUGGGUAAUAUUAAUGGAGUUGUUUUUAAAAGAUUGCAAGUAUAUUAUGUGAUAUGUACAAACAUUUUUAUUAUAACAUACAUUUUGUAAAACACAAUUUGCUGAUAAAAUUUUUGAAAGUUUUAAUUUCACAUUUGUUUUAAGCAAGAAUACAAUAUUUAGUAAAUUCGACAUGCAGUUGAUGUUUUUUAUGCUGAGGAAAUUUUAAAAAAAGACAACUUGAUAAAGAUAUUGAAAAAUAAGUUAAAAUUUCCAAUAAAGUAUUUAUUUUAUGUAAAAAUUUUGUUUUAAUGAAUUACCUAUGUAAGGUAAAAUAUGUUUUUGUUGUUGACUUUUAUUUGUUUAACCAUGCAGAUAAAAUGACAUCCAAGUAUUCUUGAUAAUAACAAUAAAAUAAUAGUAAAAAUGACAAGAGAUUGAAUCAUUGUUUCACUUUUAGCAGGAUAAAAAAUUCAAGGUAAAAUUUAAAAUACUUUGGAUACAUUUUUUAAUCUUGUUAAUUGAAGUAAACUUUCAAAAACAGACGGCAAAAAACAGCUUUCAACACCAAUCUCUCUCUACCCCCAAACCGCUAGGGUCAUAACUUUUGUCCUUGUUUCACUUUGGUAGAGCUUCCAUGUACAAGACAUUUUUGCUGACCCAUUUUUUGCAAUCAGACAACCAGGAUUUGAGUGGUAUACAAUCAGUCCCAGUGAGACAGUUCAGCUACAAUGCCUGCCGGCCGAGUCUUUAUGUAGACCUACUUAUUCAAAUAGUGACCUUUCAGCUCAUUAUAAAUAAAAUGAUUGACUGAAAUCCUUGGUAGAGUAUAAAUCUGAAAAGCAAGGAACUGCUAAGUGAGUAAAAGGAACAGAUUUGUUUGGAAAAGUUGCUCUGAUUUGAAAAUUGUUUCAUUUUAAUAAGAGUUUCACUAGUCUUGUUCCAACCAUUUCAACUCAAUAGAUAAAAAAAUAGUUUUUUUUAUUGAUUCUAGCUCAAUCAGGAUGUGAACAUUUAUGUUUUACAUGGAGUUCUUUGCCACUGAAAUGAUGAAGGCCAUUUUGUCUCUUUUUAGAAAUAAAAUAACACAACAAAUGCAGCUCACCAACCCUUGUUUCAUUCACUCACCCCUAGAGAUCUUGGAACCACAGGUUAAGAACCCUUCAGUUAAAUGACUCCCAUAGAGCAAAGGGAAAAACAUAAAUUGGUCUAUACGAGGUCUGUCCUAUGAGGAUAUGAGGUUUGUUAAUAGCCAUGAUUUGAACAAUUGAAUUUUAUAUCAGUUGUGUACAUCACCAGCACAUGCCAUGUCACAGCAGCGGCAAUUUUAUUUAAUUUGUAUUAUCAUUCAUAAAAAAUAAAUUUAAAAAAAUAUUUAAAAUAAAAAAAAAAGACUUUCUUUUUCUAUCAAAGACGAUUUUAAACAUGCUGAAAAGUAGAAUAUAAUUUAAG